UCGGCCCAGUUUAAGGCGCUGAGAGAAAUCGAGAGACGAAGCAAAGCAUAUUUCUGAAAUUUCCCAAAAAACCAGAACCGGAAAAGCGAGCAGCACAGAGAUCUGAUGGCGUUGGAGUGGGUUGUCCUCGGAUACGCCGCCGCCGCGGAGGCGAUCAUGGUGGUCCUCCUCACGAUCCCCGGCCUCGACGGCCUCCGCAAGGGCCUCGUCACGGUCACCCGCAACCUCCUCAAACCGUUUCUCUCGGUGGUGCCGUUCUGCCUUUUCUUGCUCAUGGACAUCUACUGGAAGUACGAGACUCGCCCGAGCUGCGAAGGCGACUCCUGCACUCCCUCGGAGCACCUCCGCCACCAGAAGUCGAUCAUGAAGAGCCAGCGCAACGCGCUCUUGAUCGCCGCCGCCUUGAUCUUCUACUGGCUCCUUUACACCGUCACCCACCUCGUUGUCCGCAUCGAGCAGUUGAACCAGCGCGUCGAGCGCUUGAAGAAUCGCGACUGAUUCCGCUCGGUUUGCCUUUCGAUUUCCAAGCCUUUAGCUUUAUUUUGUGUUUCGACGGAGAGAUUAUUGGGUUAAUUGCACUUCUUUUAUAUCGGAUUUUCGAAUUUCUGUGUUAUGUGAUGUUAUAGUUUUGUGGCAUUAGCCACUAGGGUUUUGCUUUUAAUCUGGCACUUGGAAAUUACUAAUAUGUCUCUGAAUUUCUGGGAAUGUUGUUAGUAUAAUUAAUCUUUUCAAUA
Molecule: messenger RNA, 734 nt
Organism: Pyrus x bretschneideri (Chinese white pear)
Lineage: Eukaryota; Viridiplantae; Streptophyta; Magnoliopsida; Rosales; Rosaceae
Exons: 1
Coding region: 106-498 (130 amino acids)
Biological process (GO): endoplasmic reticulum to Golgi vesicle-mediated transport; intracellular protein transport
Cellular component (GO): endoplasmic reticulum; endoplasmic reticulum membrane
Source: RefSeq, a predicted model, not a curated record